AGAAGAAGAAGUUCAGCCAGUAUGGUGGAAGGUCCGUGAAGGCACAAUGGCACGUAGUGUACUUCAUUCUUUUAAGAGGAUAAACUUGCCUGUUCUUAAUGCUUAUAACGAGCUUUUUGUUAACACUCUACGGAUUCAGUCCCGUAGUUAUGCUAGUAAGAAACCAGUUACCAAAGGCAAAGGCAAAGGAAUGGUAAAGGAGGUUUUUAAGGGUCCAGAAGUCUGUAAGGAUCCAGUGAGACUUUGUGCACAUGUAGUCGGAGUCAACAUCUUCAAACAAGGCGAGGACCCUCUUAUUAAACCCAGGGAGGAAUAUCCAGAAUGGUUGUUUCAGUUGGACCUCGGUCCACCCAAAAAACUCAACGAAUUGGAACCAGACAGUCGGGAAUACUGGAAGCUUUUAAGGAAGGAGCAUAUUUGGAGACAUAAUAAACUGCAUAAAGGCAAAAAGAUGUAGAGGGUUUGGACAGAAUCAUGCGUCUUCGAGCGCAAGAUCUGGGUGAACCUUUGCUUUCCCAGCAUUCACAGAGGACAUUACCUGAGGCACAGCUUGAGAUAUGUUUCUCUUCUGAGUGGAGAUACGGAGAAAUUCAUCUUUCCCAGUGUCACGAACAAAUCACUGCUGACAAAAAUAAGCGAACUUUUACAGUUUUGCUGGUUGUGUUGGAUCUACUGUGUCUGUGGAUCAAGCGGAGUAUUUUUGUUGUCAUUCCUUGCAUAACUGUUAACGUCAUUGUGUUAUUGUUCACAUGAAAAAUAAAAUUUCUAAUGCAAAA
Cyprinus carpio (common carp) is the source of this 776-nucleotide messenger RNA. RefSeq names its product mitochondrial ribosomal protein L54 (gene mrpl54). Gene Ontology annotation, cellular component: mitochondrial large ribosomal subunit. The record is from RefSeq and is a predicted model, not a curated record. NCBI's taxonomy places the organism in Eukaryota, Metazoa, Chordata, Actinopteri, Cypriniformes, Cyprinidae. Gene Ontology annotation, molecular function: structural constituent of ribosome.